Messenger RNA from Paramecium pentaurelia, 1163 nucleotides. Lineage: Eukaryota; Ciliophora; Oligohymenophorea; Peniculida; Parameciidae. The record is from the annotation of a GenBank genome assembly.
AUGAUAGAUUAAUAGAAUAUAAUUUAACAACCAUCAUUUUCUAAUGCAACUGAUGAUUAAUUAAAUGAUAAAGAAAUUGAAUAAAUUAGUAAUUAGAAGCAGUAAUCAGAAUUAGUAGAUUAAAGUAAAUUAGAGAUAAGCUCUUUUAAUAGUAGAGUUAGUUAUUUGCAAGAUGGAAAAGGACUUGUAUUAACUUAGGAAGAAUAUCGAGAAAUGAAAUAAGUUAUUUUUGGAGAAAAUGCUAUGGCCUAAUAAGAAAGAAUAAAAAAAUAAAGUCCAUUUUAAAGUUUAAAAUCUUGGUAAUUAGUUCAUUUAAUAAUAAAAACAGGAGAUAAUUUAAAAUAAGAAUAAUUUGCUUUAUAAUUAAUAUGUUAAUUUGAUUAAAUCUUUAAGAAGGAGGGUUUACCUUUAAAAUUAAGAUAUUAUGAAGUUUUAUCAUUAGGACCUGAUAAUGGUAUGAUUGAAAUGAUUAAAAAUGCUACUACAAUUGAUAGUUUAUAAAAGAAUCUUCAAAAAAAGUUUACUCAAUUUAGUGAUUUUUCUGAUUUUUUCAGAUCUUAUUUUAGAAACAAUAUUGAAUAAGCAUUAUAAAAUUAUGUAUAAUCACUUGCAGCCUACUGUUUAGUAUGUUAUUUUUUAUAAGUUAAAGAUAGACAUAAUGGAAAUAUAUUAUUAGAUGAUGAAGGUAAUUUAAUUCAUAUUGAUUUUGGAUUUUUUUUAUCUAUAUCUCCUGGAAAAGGAAUGGAAUUUGAAGGAAAAGUACCAUUUAAAUUAUUAUCUGAUUACAUUAAAGUUUUAGGAGGUGUCAAAGGUACUUUGUUUUAAAAUCAUUUCAGAAAACUCUUUUAUAAGUUUAAUUAUUUAUAUAUUAUUAGAGGAUUUAAGGCUUGUCAAAAACAUUAGAAUGAAAUAUUAUUAUUAGUAGAAAUGAUGUAUACAGGUCAUGGAACCACGCUACCUUGUUUUUAAAAAGGUGAAGUUGCUUUAAAAGAAUUAGAAAAUAGAUUUAAUCCAAGAGUAGCAUCUGAUGCUGAAUUAUUUGUUUAUGUUUAAGGAUUAAUUAAUAAAUCAUUAGAUAAUUGGAGAGCUAGAUGGUAUUAUGUAUUUAAUUAAUUAUUAGGUAUGAUAAAUUUCAAUAUUUUGCUUAAGGAAUAUUUUAUUGA